Drosophila obscura is the source of this 1423-nucleotide messenger RNA. It is a transcript of the gene p47, whose product is annotated as NSFL1 cofactor p47. The transcript is spliced from 5 exons. NCBI's taxonomy places the organism in Eukaryota, Metazoa, Arthropoda, Insecta, Diptera, Drosophilidae. Bases 90 to 1301 code for a protein of 403 amino acids. The record is from RefSeq and is a predicted model, not a curated record. Gene Ontology annotation, molecular function: ubiquitin binding. Gene Ontology annotation, biological process: membrane fusion; proteasome-mediated ubiquitin-dependent protein catabolic process; Golgi organization. Gene Ontology annotation, cellular component: nucleus; cytosol.
GUGCCCUCUUUGGUUUGACACCUUAUUAUCGUAGGCACAAAUUUUUUGUCAAUCAUUUACGUGAAAAUAUUAAAAAAUACAUUGAUAAAAUGGCCGCUCGCGGCGAUAUGGUUGCACAAUUCAUUGAAAUUACCGGCACUGACGACAACACGGCCACGUUCUACUUGAACAGCUCCGAGUGGGACAUAGAGCAAGCUUUGGGCAACUACUGGACCACCCAAAGUGACAUGCCACCCACUCCGACAACUGGGCAGUCGAACGAACCAUCGCCAACUACACCCGUGGCACCAACUUCUAGCAGUGGCACAGCCACCGCAGCAGCAGCCACCACCAAAAGCGCCGGCGCUGAUGCUGGAAAAAAGGCAACAAAGGCCAAGCCAAAGUUCGCCACACUAAACGACAUGUCGAAAGAGCCCUCGGACGACGAGGAGCAUCAGGCAUUCUAUGCGGGGGGCUCGGACCGCUCUGGCCAACAGGUAUUGGGCCCACCCAAACGCAAGAACUUUCGCGAACAACUUUCCGAUAUGAUGCGCUCAGCUCAGGAGCAGAACGUAGGCGAUCUUGGUCCUUCGACCAGCAGUGGCUCCUCUGGAGGCGCUGGUAGCGGCAACGUUUGGGGCCAGGGAAUGCGACUGGGCAUGACCGAUAGCGAUCACACAGCCGUGGGCAUAAAUCGUGCGACAGAGACGUCGGGCAACAAACCGGUAGUGGUACUUAAACUUUGGAGCCAGGGUUUCUCCAUCGAUGGGGGAGAACUGCGUCACUACGAUGAUCCAGAGAACAAAGAAUUCCUAGAGACUGUCAUGCGCGGGGAAAUACCUCAGGAGUUGCUGGAAAUGGGCCGCAUGGUCAACGUCGAUGUAGAGGAUCACAGACAUGAGGACUUCAAGCGCCAGGCAGCACCUCAGACAUUCAAAGGAUCCGGGCAGAAGCUCGGUAGCCCCGUGACAAAUGUUGUCACCACAAAAGCCCCUGCCGUCGCUGCGGCCGCUGCAGCCGUGCCUCCCGGCGAAGCCGCCCAACAAGAGGCCAACGCUCGUGAUGCUAUCAAUUUGAACUCGGAAGCUCCAUCGACCACACUGCAGAUACGUCUUGCCGACGGCUCCCGCCUGGCUGCGCAGUUCAAUUUGACACACACCGUCUCGGACAUCCGUCGAUUCAUACAAACAGCUCGUCCACAGUACUCGGCCAGCAAUUUCACCCUGGUCUCUUCGUUCCCAACACGCGAGUUGAGCGAUGAUAGCUCCACCAUCGAGAAGGCUGGCCUCAAAAAUGCCGCGCUCAUGCAACGUCUCAAGUAGAAUCCUAAGUGGAAUACCAAAGCUACGUUUUCCUCGUGGGGAGCAUUUGGCUUAUAAAAUUAACGGUGAAGUUAUUGCGGAUUCAGUGUGUAUAAUUAUCUAUUAUAUAUCCAAUAUGUAUA